AUGAGCGGCAAGUGGACAUCGACCCUGCGGUUGCCCAAAAAAAGCUUCCCACCGCUCCCGCUCCCCGAACACCGGCAAAAGUACAUCCAACGCUGCGCCGACGAACUGUACAAGUGGCAGGCCACCAACCGCCCGGAAUCCAACCCAUUCAUCCUCCACGAUGGCCCGCCCUACGCAAACGGCGACCUCCACGUGGGCCAUGCCCUCAACAAGAUCCUCAAGGACAUGAUACUCCGCGUCAAGGUCCAGCAGGGCCACAGAGUGAAAUAUGUUCCCGGCUGGGACUGCCACGGCCUGCCGAUCGAGCUCAAGGCGCUGGGCGGAAGGGCAGAAGGGCAGGAGCAGAUGACGCCGGCCGAGGUGCGCGCGCUGGCGCGGGAGCUGGCGGCGACGACGGUCGAGAGCCAGAUGCGGGGGUUUCAGGAGUUUGGCGUGAUGGCGGACUGGGACCAGCGCUGGGAGACAAUGCAGCCCAGCUACGUGGCCGACCAGCUGAGGCUGUUUCAGCGCAUGGUCAGCCGCGGGCUGAUUUAUAGGAGACACAAGCCGGUGUACUGGUCGUCAUCGUCGCGGACCGCUCUCGCCGAGGCCGAGCUGGAGUACGAAGAGAACCACGUCUCACUGGCCGCCUACGUCAAGAUGCCCCUCACCGGCGACCUGGAGGCUUUGGGACUUGACCCCAGCACGAGCCUGGUGAUCUGGACGACGACGCCGUGGACUCUACCUGCCAACCAGGCCAUUGCGGUGCACAAGGACUUGGUCUACUUGGCCGUCAAGCUCCGUGGUGAAACAAUGAUAAUUGGCGCGGAUGCUCUGGGACGCAUGAGCGAAAUCAUGGCGCCAGACGUUCCAGUAGUCUUGACAUCUUUAGUGGGCGAACAACUUCUCGCAGUGAGCUAUCUCAACCAGCUUCAAGGGUCCAAGGCCCAGCCGCAGCCUAUCAUCCACGCCGAUUUUGUCUCGGCAGAUUCCGGUUCCGGUCUGGUGCACCUGGCCCCCGGGCACGGUUUCGAAGAUUACGAAGUAUGCAAGUCGCUUGGCCUCCCCGCAGUGUCGGCCGUCGACGGGGCUGGCAUCUUUGCAAAAGACGUGUGCCCUGCCAACACAGAAAUUCCGCGCGAAGGAGCCGGGGCGGACGUUUUGAAGGGGGGUAGCAAAGCCAUCAUCAAGAUCCUAGGCAGGGAUGUUUUGCAUUCUCACAAGCACAAGCACAAAUAUCCGUACGAUUGGCGCACCAAGAAACCGAUAGUGGUGCGUGCAACCGCCCAAUGGUUUGCUGAUGUCGCUUCAAUCAAGGAGUCGGCUCUUGAUGCGCUGAAAGAUGUCAAGUUUAUCCCCGCGGCCGGGCAGACACGGUUGGAGAGUUUCAUCAAGGGGCGCAGCGAGUGGUGUAUCUCCAGACAGCGGGCAUGGGGCGUUCCCAUCCCGGCAUUCUAUGACAACGACAUAGCAGAUGGUGGCGAGGCGAUUAUGACGGAAGAAACGAUUGAUCAUGUAAUCAAGACGGUGGAGCAGCGCGGCGUGGAUGCUUGGUGGUCUGAUGCGGCAGACGAGCCGGCCUGGAUACCCGAGUCCCUUCGGGGUCGCAAUCUACGCCGAGGCACAGAUACCAUGGACGUGUGGUUUGACAGCGGCAGCAGUUGGACACAAACAGAGGGUCGGGCAGAUGUGUAUCUUGAAGGAACGGACCAGCACCGCGGUUGGUUCCAGUCGAGCUUGUUGACCAAGGUUGCAACCCGUGCAGACGAAAACUCGGCACAAAAAGCUCCUUUCAAGAACCUUAUCACGCACGGUUUCACCCUUGACGCCCACGGCAAGAAGAUGUCCAAGUCCCUGGGCAACGUCAUCUCUCCGAUGGACGUGAUUGAAGGCAAACUACUAGCGCCGCGCAAGCCCGGAAGGAACAAGCAGCGAAAAAAGACACAGGAAAAAAACCAGAGCGACCCGGCGGCAACCCAUGAGGUUCUUGGGCCGGAUGCCCUGAGGCUAUUAGUGGCGAGCUCAGACUACACCAAAGACAUUGUCAUCAGCGAGCGGGCCCUCUCGUCCAUCCACACCUCGCUUCGCAAGUUCCGGUCCACCUUCAAAAUCCUGCUGGGCUCCAUGCAGCAGCCACCGAGGCAGGAACCCUUUGACGCCGUCGACCAGAUCGCGAUGCUGCACCUCAAGGACGCGCUAUCACAGGUGGGGAAGCACUACGACUCAUUCGAGUUUUACAAGGGCUUUGCGGUGCUCAACCACUGGGUCUCGCAGCAGCUGUCGGCCAUUUACCUGGAAGCGGUCAAGGACAAGCUCUACUGUGGUGGAGAUGCAGCGAACGCAACCGCGGCGCUGGUGCCAAUCUUUGACGGGUUCUGCAGGAUGCUGGCACCGAUGGCACCGCUGGUUGUUGAGGAGGCGUGGGACCAUGCGCCGCAGUGGUUGAAAGAGACUAUGCCACACCCCCUGCAGCGGUUAUACAACGACCCGCUCAUCGCCGACCCCGGACUCCUGACCAUCCCUGAAGCCAAGCUCCGGGCCGCGAUGCCGGUCCUGGACGCCGCGCGGGUAGCCAUCAACGCCGCGGCGGAGCUCGGACGGGCGGACAAGAAGAUCGGGCAGUCGCUGCAGAGCGCGGUGACCCUGUACAGCCGGUUCGCGAGCGCCAACGAGGCGCUCCAGCUGCUGAGCGAGGAGCAGCUCGCAGCAUUUUACGUGGUCUCGUGCGUCAAGAUCAACACGGAGACGCCCGCCGGGGCGAACGGCUGGCUGUACAGCGCCAAGGCCAAGGUCGAGGCGGGCGAGGCCAAGGACGCGGUGAUCAAGGCCGUGGUCAGGCACCCGAGCGACCACAAGUGCCCCAGGUGCUGGAGGUACGUGGCCGAGGUGGAGGAGACGCUCUGUGGGCGGUGCGAGGACGUCAUCGCGGAGGAGGGGGCGAUGUAG
Pyricularia oryzae 70-15 is the source of this 2925-nucleotide messenger RNA. RefSeq names its product isoleucyl-tRNA synthetase. Gene Ontology annotation, biological process: isoleucyl-tRNA aminoacylation. Gene Ontology annotation, molecular function: tRNA binding; ATP binding; isoleucine-tRNA ligase activity. The transcript is spliced from 3 exons. Bases 1 to 2925 code for a protein of 974 amino acids. Lineage: Eukaryota; Fungi; Ascomycota; Sordariomycetes; Magnaporthales; Pyriculariaceae. The record is from RefSeq and is a predicted model, not a curated record. Gene Ontology annotation, cellular component: cytosol.